AAAAACACUAGCGCCUUGGCGAGACUUCUAUGGUCAACACCAUUCAGCAAGAGGUCAUGCCCUUAGACUCGAUCUCACUUCAACAGUUUCCAUGAGAGUGGAUCGUUUAUCCGACACUUACUGCUGUCACUGUAGGGGAGGAAGUAUCUAUCUUUUGGGCUAUGAUAUGCCUUAUCUUGGCUUUCAGUUCUCAACAAAAGAGCCGUCUCUGUAACCAUUCCUGACGCAGUACCGACCGUCCGCCUCACAUAACCCCUUUUACGACCAAAACCUACCUACUUCGAGCUUCACCACACAACCGUCUCAACCUCAACUCUACUCCGACUCGCCACACAUUUUCUUGUAACAAUGGCUCACCUACCUCCAAACGCAGCCAUCUUCUCACCCUCAGUCGCCCGCGCCGCCGCCUCGGCCGCCAAAGACUGGUCCUACGUGGACACAUGGCUGCAGCGCAAAUUCCCCGGCCGGGGUCCUCCGCCAUUCGAGCGCAACCCGGACACACUGCGCGUUCUGCUCGCCCUCGCCUCAGCCAACGAAGCAGCCGACGAGGAACAGGCCCUCAUAGCCCGCCUUGAAGCCCAAACCCUCGAACAACUCCGAGCCCACGAGCGGUCACAACAAGAUGACAACACUCAGAAUCCCACCGAAAACCCUCCAACCAUCACUCUGCAGUCCGCCCGGGAAGCGAUCCUCACCUCCCUGGAAACCUCCCUCACUCGUGACGGCCAAACCGCCCUCACAGCCAUGGCCACACUCGCCCUGCAAACCGGCACCCCGCUCCCAACCCCAUCCGCCCUUGGCAGCGAACUCCUCUCCCUCUCCACCCAAGCCGCCGCCAUCGAGCAAGCCACGGCCCGCAUCGACACCCUCACGGCCUACCUGACCCGCGAAGCCGAAGCCACGGCCCAACUCGCCCACGAACUCCGGGUCCCUUCCCCGUCGGAUGACCACCACCAUCCUUCCCUAGAAAAAGAAACCGAGGAUAUCGACGACGCAGCAGCCGUUCACAGCAGUAACAACGAACCCAAAAGAACAGGCUAUCAUCCCCCACCCAACCUCUCCCUCCAAAACCUCUCCACCCAACGCCGCAUCAAGCACCUCCAAUCCACCUGCCUGCCCGAGCUACGCGAUAAGGUCGCCGCCCUGGCAGCCAAAUCAUCAUCAGUCCACCCCUCCGCCUCUUCUUUCUCUUCCUCACCCAGCAGCAGCAGCAGCAGCAGCCCCAGCAUAGGCCAAGUCCGACAGGAGGAGGAAGCCUACCUCUCCCUGCUAGCCGAGAAAAAGUCCCUCGACGCGGCGGUCCGGGCCUUCGCGGGCCUGCCGCCCGACACAGAGCAGGCGCGCAAGCAACUCGAAACUCUGCGCGCCGAGCUGAGGCGGAUGGUGGUGCGGCGGGACGAGGUGUUUGAGGGGCUUGUGGAGAGGGAGUCGCCCAAGAAGAGGGGGAGUAGUAAUAGUAGAAGUAGUAAGCAAAGGAGCUGAUCCUCAAACAAAAAAGAAAUGUGCUGGUGGUGGUGGAUGGUGGUUGGUAAAAACCAGACCAAGCCAAGCUCUAUCCUUCGUCACUUCGGGCAGCGAUGGUUCACAAACCAUACUCAUCUUAACACAAACCGCAAACAAAACACCCCCCCAUAUUCUUCUGAUUGAUUCAGCUACCGGUAGUACUCCUCGUAGUACUCGUUGUGCUCGCCACAGAAGAUCCAGACCCAGAACCACCACCACCACCACCGCCGCCAUGCGCUCCUCCCGUCCUGACGAUCCCCCUCCCGCGACUAAUCAUGCUAUCGGCCCGUUCCGUCUCGCUGCCCGAGGGAGUAUCGUUGCACUCCAAGUCCAAUAGUACGCCGCCGAUGCGCAUCCGAUGCCGGCCGUGAUCCU
This is a messenger RNA of Parathielavia appendiculata, 1878 nucleotides long. RefSeq lists its product as uncharacterized. Gene Ontology annotation, cellular component: HAUS complex; cytosol. Bases 349 to 1482 code for a protein of 377 amino acids. Gene Ontology annotation, biological process: spindle assembly. NCBI's taxonomy places the organism in Eukaryota, Fungi, Ascomycota, Sordariomycetes, Sordariales, Chaetomiaceae. The record is from RefSeq and is a predicted model, not a curated record. The transcript has a single exon.